AUGGCGGGGUUGCUGCAGCGUGUCGCGGCCACUAGUGUCACAUUUAAGCUGUCUGUCCAGAGAUCAUCUCCGGUUUACCAUUGCUGGUUCAAGUUUGCUAAAAGAUACAUUUACUCUUGUAAACAUUCACAGAGAGCCUCUGCCAACAUGAGCAAAAAACUGUUGUUGGAUGUGGACUGUGGAGUGGAUGAUGCCCAGGCCAUCAUGCUGGCCCUGGCUGCUCCUCGUGUGGACAUACUGGGCAUCACAUGUGUGCAUGGGAACACUUCUGUUGAGAAUGUGUGCAAGAACACCCUCCGCGUUCUGAAAGUCUGCAAUAAACUCGAGAUCCCUGUGUUCAAAGGAGCAUCCAAGUCAAUUCUUGGGCAUGAAGUAAAAGGAGAAAAUUUUCAUGGACUGGACGGCCUAGGAGACGCCCCUGACCCUAAUGCCCCGAGUGUAGACCUGAUCCAGAAGGAAGGGGCUGUGUCUGCAAUGAUCAGGAUUGUAAAUGAAAACCCAGGAGAGGUGUCUCUUGUUGCCACAGCACCUCUCACAAACUUGGCUCUUGCGGUUCUAUACAACAUGUUUAGCUUUGUGGCUGAAAUGCCGGCGGUGGAGCCCGUGGACGUGUUCUUGGGGGUGGCGCGCUUCUUCGUGGUGGGCCUGGGAGGAAUGGGGUUCGGGAUCCUGUUUGGCUUCGUCUCGGCGUUCACCACAAGAUUCACCUCCAAAGUGAAAGAGAUCGAGCCCCUGUUCAUCUUCAUGUACAGCUACCUGGCCUACCUGGUGGCUGAGCUGUUCGCCAUCUCCUCCAUCAUGGCUAUUGUGACCUGCGCUCUGACUAUGAAAUACUACGUGGAGGAGAAUGUGUCGCAGCGUUCGUGCACCACCAUCCGCCACGUGGUGAAGAUGCUGGGGUCCAUCUCCGAGACCCUCAUCUUCUUCUUCUUGGGGGUGGUAACCAUAACGACAGAGCACGAGUGGAACUGGGGCUUCAUCCUCUUCACGCUGUUCUUCGCCUUUGUCUGGAGAGGCCUGGGUGUGCUGGUGCUGACCCAGAUCAUCAACCCUUUCCGGACCAUCCCGUUCAACAUGAAGGACCAGUUUGGUUUGGCCUACGGUGGGCUGCGUGGGGCCGUUUCUUUUGCCCUGGCCUUCACUCUGCCGGACAACAUCGGCCGCAAGCAGCUCUUCGUCACCGCCACCAUCGUCGUCAUCCUCUUCACGGUCUUCCUCCAGGGAAUCAGUAUCCGACCUCUGAUCGAGUUCAUAAAUGUGCGAAGGACAAACCGCAAUCUUGAAACCAUAAAUGUAGAAGUCCAUUGCAGGCUCAUGGAACACACCAUCGCGGGCAUCGAGGACCUCUGUGGACAGUGGAGCCACUUCUACUGGAAAGACAAAUUUUUAAAGUUUAACACCAGGAUCUUGCGGAGAAUCCUGAUCCGGGACAGUCGCGCCGAGUCCAGUAUCGUGGCUCUGUACAAGAAGCUGGAACUGCAGAACGCCAUGGAGAUUCUGGACACUGUGGCGAGCGACAUCAGCGCCGCUCCUUCCAUCGUCUCGCUGUAUGAAGAAAAGAAGAAUCCCAAACCCAAGACGUUUAUGGCCGCUGACCUCCGGAACAUGCACGACAUACUGUCAAAGAACAUGUACAGAAUCAGACAACGGACUGCAGCGUUCACAAGUAAGCACGCUCUUCCCAACGAACAGCACAGCAAGGAAAUCCUGAUCCGGCGACAUGCCAGUAUCCGCCGCAGCCUCAGGCCCGGAAGCUUCCAGAACUCUACUGUGUCCAAGUCCCAAAAGUACUUCUCUCUUCCUGCGGGACAGAACUUGGACUCCAGAUUCCCUCCUCGCCGCCUGAACCAGACAGGCGACGAGGAAACCAUGUCAGAGGUUGGGUAUCCGGCGGCGACUCGUCCUCCCCGCUCCAGACCUCCUGCUCGCUCCUCCUCCAGAGCCAUGAUGCCGCUGCGGAGGCUGCACACUCUGACCGAGGCCGCGUCCGUGGACGUGCUGAAUGAGAUCAGUGAAAACCCGUCCUCUGCAGCCGCUCGCCGCCCUUCAGACGAUAACGGUCUGUCGGACAACCUCAGGAACGUGCAUCAGGAGGCGGAGGAGGAGCCGGCGCCCUCUCCUCCCCCUCUGUGGGCCCCUGAACCCAGGCCCAAUGUGACUAGAAACCCCCUCCUGAGACGGCCGCAGUGGAACCCCAAGACCUGA
This is a messenger RNA of Knipowitschia caucasica, 2205 nucleotides long. The record is from the annotation of a GenBank genome assembly. Lineage: Eukaryota; Metazoa; Chordata; Actinopteri; Gobiiformes; Gobiidae.